Messenger RNA from Parnassius apollo (apollo), 495 nucleotides. The record is from the annotation of a GenBank genome assembly. NCBI's taxonomy places the organism in Eukaryota, Metazoa, Arthropoda, Insecta, Lepidoptera, Papilionidae.
AUGUACAAAGACAAUUUUAAGGUAUUUACACGUGUUACAAAUGAAGAUUUCUCUGCUGCGAUGGACGAUAUUAUCCCAUCUAAUGAAUUUGAAAAACUUUUACAUCAAGGAGCACAAAUGUUGGAAAUUGACACAUCAAAAUAUGAUAAAAGUCAAGGUUUGGCAACAUUAAUUUUUGACUGCAUACUUAUGGAUCUCUUCGGGGUAAAACAAUUUUAUAUAGAUUUAUUGUAUCAUGCACACGCUCAUAUCAUUUUGACAUAUAUCGAAAAUGGUGUGAAAUAUAAGGUGGACUACCAACGUAAAUCAGGAGACGCUUCAACCUUCUGUCAGAAUACCAGAUUUUUGGUGGCUGUUGUUGCUACAAUGUUAGAUAUGGAUCAAGUGCACUCCGGUAUCUUUGCUGGUGAUGACAGUUGGUUGUUGACGAAACACGAAUUUAAAGAUAUGAACGCUUGGUGUCCUACUUUACUAAACUUAGAAUCAAUUUUUUAA